AUGGAGCGGGUCGUAGGCCUCGCACUUGCCUUUUUCCUGAUCUCCCUCCUCCUUGGGUCGCACAACCGUAGAGCUCUCCGCGUUGCUCCAGGCCCUCCGCGACUCCCGAUACUAGGCAACAUACGUCAAAUCUCAGAUGACUAUCAGCACGAGAUGUUCACAGAAUGGGCGAGGAAAUGCGGCGACGUCGUGUACGCACGGUUCCUCACAAAAGCCGUCCUCAUCAUCAAUUCCGCCGAUGCCACACGGGUGCUUAUUGAGAAGUGCAGAGCGAAGUACUCCGGACGGCCUCCCUGCAUGUACAUCCGCGACCCUAUGACGACCGCUGCAGGCGCCAUCGCAGAUAGUUCCAGAAUUGGGUGCGGCCAUGUAGUGACAUCUGUUGGCGAUGCACACAUCCGCAAAGUGGACAAUGGGCUGGGAGGCGUCCUCGAGGCGGACGACCCCGGCUUGAUGUUCGUUGACUUCUUCCCCAUGCACGAGCCGUCCGGCAGCGGCGCGAUAGUGAAGCAUAUACCCACACGUAUGUCCGAUAAUAGCUGGAAAUGGACUGCGAUUCGCCUGCGCCCCGCUAUCAACUCGAUGAACCUCGACCCGUUCAGGGCGGUCAUGGAGGUGAUGGUGCGGGACCAUCUCUUCAUUUCAUACCGCUAA
This is a messenger RNA of Fomitopsis serialis, 654 nucleotides long. RefSeq lists its product as uncharacterized. The transcript has 5 exons. Gene Ontology annotation, molecular function: oxidoreductase activity, acting on paired donors, with incorporation or reduction of molecular oxygen; heme binding; iron ion binding. NCBI's taxonomy places the organism in Eukaryota, Fungi, Basidiomycota, Agaricomycetes, Polyporales, Fomitopsidaceae. Bases 1 to 654 code for a protein of 217 amino acids. The record is from RefSeq and is a predicted model, not a curated record.